Messenger RNA from Botrytis sinoallii, 567 nucleotides. RefSeq lists its product as uncharacterized. Gene Ontology annotation, biological process: dephosphorylation. Lineage: Eukaryota; Fungi; Ascomycota; Leotiomycetes; Helotiales; Sclerotiniaceae. The record is from RefSeq and is a predicted model, not a curated record. Bases 1 to 567 code for a protein of 188 amino acids. Gene Ontology annotation, molecular function: phosphoprotein phosphatase activity. The transcript is spliced from 2 exons.
AUGGCAUCCACAAGCGGUGUGAAACCUACUCUAGUCGAUCUCCUUCAAACACCCAUUUCUCAAAGUCUUCCAGCUGAUAUUGUGGAGUUGAUAUUGUCACAACCAAUGUUCCUACAAAUUCCCCGACUUCACAGGAGAGGGUGGGAAAACAGCAUUUGUAAAGAUGUAUGGGGAGGGGAUUUUAAGAGAGUAAAAAACGGCAUUCGGAAAGUUUUCAAAAAGGUAGGAGACAUUAAGGGAGGAAACAUAUUAUUUCAUUGUACUGCAGGCAAAGAUCGUACAGGCGUUGUCGCCGCAUUAAUGCUUGCUUUCUUUGGUGCCUCGGAGGAGGAAAUUGCGCUGGAUUAUGCAUUAACACGUAUUGGGACUGGACCACAUAGAGAAAAGUUGUUACAAGAGAUGUUGAAAUGGGUAGGAGAGGAAGGUUUGGAACAGCCGGGACUAGAUGAUUUGUCUAGUGUAAAGGGGGAAAAUAUCAUCGCAUUUUUGAAUUGGAUGGAUGCGGAAUGGGGAAGUGAUGUGGAGCGGAAUGUGAACUGUUCUGAGCAUGUAGAAGGUAGAAGGUAG